Molecule: messenger RNA, 3373 nt
Organism: Physcomitrium patens
Lineage: Eukaryota; Viridiplantae; Streptophyta; Bryopsida; Funariales; Funariaceae
Cellular component (GO): nucleus
Molecular function (GO): RNA binding
Source: RefSeq, a predicted model, not a curated record
AGGCACAGUGCCCGCACUCUGGCGUUCGACUCCUUGGAAAUCCACCGAAUUGUUGCUCACUUUGGUUUCUGCGAGGAGUUGAUUGAAUUGGAGUUGUGUGCAGUGAAGAAGAUCACUUUGAUGCGAACCCACAAAGCCAAUUCCCUCAUGGGGUCGUUUGAAUGUUGACAUUGUAUCUCGCUGCGAAGCGUGGGGGGUGUUUUGUUGCAGUGUAUUUGGAGGUCGUGGCGUUGGAAGAUCCUUGGGCGUGAUGGGAGAGAACCGGAUGGAUGGGCAGGUGAAGCAUGCGAAGUCUGGUAUGAAGAAGGCAGGAGCAAAGAAGGGCGAGAAGGGUGGUGGUUCAAUUGAGUCGAGGAAGGAAACUGUGCCUGUGCAGCUGAAGCUGCGGUUGUUUGUGGGAGGAUUGGGACCAACGGUUGGAGUUAGUGAUUUGCAGCAACGGUUUGCGCCGCUGGGGGUAGUGCAUAAGAUCGAUUUGGUGCCGGGAAAGAAAGAUUGGAGUCCCGAGGGGGCGUUUCAACGUGGUUUUGCGUAUGUAGACUUCGAGGCCUCGACGGAAGCCAGUCUGAAGAAAUUGUUUAGUGCUUAUAAUGGGUGCAAGUGGAAAGGGGGAGUUCUGCGGAUUGAGAAAGCUAAGGAACACUACAUUGAUCGACUGCGUCGAGAAUGGGUUGAGGCUGAAGCUGAAGCUGCCGCCAAGGCGAAGAUUGCCGAGGAGGCUGCUGCGAAGGCGAUUAUUCAAUCUCGUCCCAUGUACUCCAUAAAUUAUGAAGAUGUGGAAAGCCCUGAGGGUGACGAGGUCGAGUUGGGAGAAGUCACAGGUGAAGAAGAUGUUAUGGGAGUCGAUGCAGAUUUAGUUGCAGCUCAGAUAGAGAAUGAAAGGAAGGGGCAUCUCGAUCUGCUUAGCAAGCUUUUUCCAGAGGACAAAGAUGCUGGUGAAGAAGAGGAGAAGGUUAUUGAAAUUGUGAAGUUGCGAGCAUUUCCAAUGCCCACUGAUGCUGGUGCAAAGAAAAGAAAGAGUAUAGAUGAGAAUCCUACUGAAGCUGUCCCACCAGCCUCCACAUCGGGACAACCCGGCGAGGAUUGCUCUGGGGUUGCAAGUGCCUCGAAGUCGAAGAAACGGCAAGUAAAGUUUUCGAAAGAAGCUAAUGCGCCCCACUCUGAUUCCGUACAUAAUAAAGAAGUGACGAUUGAGAGCAAACAGAAGAGUUCAGAUGGUAACACCAACGGCUUGCGGCCCAUACUCAAGAAGUCUCAGGUUUCCAAAAAGAUGGACGUAGACGUGGAUGGAAAGGAGGAGGAGGAGGAAGAAGAAGGAGAAGAAGAAGAAGCAGAGGAGGAGGAGGAGGAGGAGGAGGAGGUUUACUCCCCUUCCAGUCGUUCCCCGAGUCCAGAAGGUGGCCUCUCGGAGGGACACAAGUGGGAGCGUCUUUUCAAGUAUGCUGGUUUGAAGAAAGGUCCAGACAUGAGCAGGCCUAUGGAUGGUGUAUUCACAGGGAUUAGUCUUGAUGAUGAUGAGGAGGAAGAUCCGGCUGUGGUCGAGGCUAAAACUCCUCAGCAGGACUUGGUUGGGAAUGAUGGGAUGUUGUCUGGUGUUCUUAGCGAGCAAGAAGGUGAAACUUCUCGGCGAGGUGCGGUUGGAAUGGAUGGCAUCUUCUCUGGCGUUCUAAGCGAGCCAGAAGAAGAGGAGUCUGAUUCACCGCUACAAAAUGCACUUGGGAGUAAAGCUCUAGACAGCAUCAUUAUGAAGAAAACAAAGAAGUUGACAGAGGAACCAGGCAUGAGUUCUGAUGAUGUGUCUGAUCAAGGUGAAGAGACUCUCGAGUUUGAGGAUUCUGACGAGAAUUUGCAAGUUACCGAAUCUGAUGAAUCCAGUGAUUCUGAGAUGGAUGGGGAUUUGGAUUCUGAUAUGGAGGAUUUUGGAGAUGAUCCUUCGUCUGCGCCGAAGGCCCUCAUUCCUACAUGCCUUGACGACGCUGCAAAGGCUAGUAAAUGGGCGAGGAUGUUCGAGUCCGCCACGAAUGUUGCGGCACCUCUGGAGGGAGUAUUUUCUGGGUCAUUAGAUGAUGUCAAUGCAUCCACGGAGGUAAGGCCGGCUGUAAUAGAGCAGAGAAUGGUGGAGUCAGCGGAUGCUAAUCAAACAGGAAGCAUCAAUAAGGCUCCAACGGCGUCUAAUAAGAUGGUUGCAUCAGAUGAGGAGGCGACCAGUCAAAGUUCGGGAGAGGAAGACAGGAGUACUAGUUCUGAACAUUUCACAAAUACCGACAUUGCAGAGCCUGAAAACAACCAUAUCACAGAUGCCAGUGGAGACGAAGAAGACUGUAGAAAUACUGAGCAGGAUCGAGGAACUAUGAGUGGUAAUUUGCUGUCACGGUUUAACCUGGAGCAAGAUGAUCGAAACCCCUCAGAUUUGGCACAAAUUAGCGGCGCAGAGUCUUCUGGUGAUGUAGAAAAAACGAAGCCCGAUCCAGGCAAAGAGAACACUGGGGAUGGGGUUGGAUUGCCAAGUUCAGUUCCGUAUCCUAGAGAACAAAACAACGUUGAUGAUAAUACGAAGUGGAUACAACGAGCUUCGUGGAAGUCGCUCAUGGGUGCUGAUGGCCGGGCAGUCUUCUCCCUCAAGCAGAUUACUGGGGAACCUGAAACUACGAAAGCCACAAAUGACGUGAAGAAAACUGAGGAAGCGUCGUUGCCAGAACAAACGUUUGGUUCGUUCAGUUUCAACUUUGCUCGAAACUCAUCCGAUGCUUCUGGAUCUCGACGUAAACAACUCAAUAGCGAGCAAUCUAAAAAAAAGAGUAAGUUGGGGUCAGCUUCAGAUAAACGUGAGAAACCUGAUGAGGUCAUAGAGGAGGAAACUGGGUGUUUGUUCAUGAAGUCGACCAACGCAGAGAAAGAGUGGCGAGCUUCAAAAUCUGAACUACGUAUAGAUUCUAAGUCGAAGCAUAAGGCAGCUGUGAGAAAGAUGAAGAAGAUGAAGGGCUCAGGUGGGGCUAGGUAAGGACACGACGAGUUGUCUUGGUCUUGAAGAAAAAUUACAAUUAAUUUUGUAGGAAAUGAGUCACCAGACUGGCUGACGUUCUGAUGAGUUUCUUGUGAAUAUGAAUUAGUUCUGUGGAAUGUAUUUUUUGGGAGAUGAAUACAUUGUUCGUCUAAGUAACUGAACCUGGUCAGUCGUACCAGCUUAUUCAUUCCUACAAGUUGGCUUAGCCUUUAUGCAUCAAGUGAAUUCACAGUGAAAAGUCCUUAGAUGCAAUUAGGAGACCUCAAAUGCGGAGUCAGCAGAUAGGUAGAUCUAAAACAGAACUUUCAAAAAAUGAUUGUUACAAAAAAGAAUCAAUCCAAAGUUAGGCUUCUUAGAGUUGCAAACUAA